This is a messenger RNA of Amoebophrya sp. A120, 2325 nucleotides long. The record is from the annotation of a GenBank genome assembly. NCBI's taxonomy places the organism in Eukaryota, Dinophyceae, Syndiniales, Amoebophryaceae.
UGCGUAACAAACUCGAGUCAACAGCGACAUCUGGAUCUGUGACACGGGCAAUGUUGGCCAAGUGAGAAACUAGAUUCGAAUAAAGUUAUUUUUGACAUUCUUGCAUUUGCCACUGAUCUUACUUGCCAAGCGAUUGUUGAGUAACAUGCCACGGCGCAGCAGCGGUCGGACGAAGCUGGCGAAGCAGCAACAGAUUGUAGAGCUGUCCACACUCGCGGUCGCCAGUACGUUCUUGUUCCUUUCCUUCUGUUGGAGUCGCCACUCGAUUCCGAAGUCGAGUCUGUCUCGCUACCUGGAGCGACUCAUAGCAGAAAGUGAGCAGCUGAGCGAUGGCGCCGUCCCCGGAAGAAAUGGGGGCACGACGCCUAUCAAAUGCAAAAGUGUCUGGGUCUGGAAGAAUGCAUGUUUGUCAUGCUUGUCUGGCAUGACCCUUAAAUCUGUCAUGCACGUUACCCAAGAGCUCGAUUUUUCUGUGAUGCAGAAACGCAGUUUGUCAUGCAGAAUAGGCAACACGUAGAGGCUCAGAAACUUGUCAUGCUGAGCCAGCACUUGUGGCCUCAUCAUGAGACGCCACACAGCAUCACAAGUUUCCAGACCCAGACAUUUUUACUUUUGAUAUCGCCACCACAGUCCUGGUUUUCAGUCAUCCGCAACGCCUCGGUUAACCAGUACAAGAAACAGGCCAUUCAUGACUCCUUCCAGAACGCGGUGGGAAGCAUCAGCAAGGUGUUGGCCGAGUCGGGGUUGGCAGACUCGGUGGUUGCCCAGCGUCUCCUCUACGCACUGUUCAAAGUUGCGGAGGGCGACGCGUUGGGCUUCGAGAAAACCGCUGCUGCGGAAGCGGAGGAGAUCAAAGAAUUGUUUGGGGACAUCGCUGUACCAGCCUCGGCGACCGAAUCAGUCUCAUUAGCGUCCCCGACCGAUAAUUCUUUGACGAAACCAGACGCGACCGCCGGGCUUUUUCCUCUCCGCGCACGCUCGUUUCGGGUACUUGGCGACGCGGUGCUGGAUUCUUUCGUGUUCACCCCGUGCUUCGGUUUGGCAGGAUAUCUCUUUCCGAAAUACUCUGCGCAGGUGGAGGUCCGGCGCUAUUUGCGCCGCUACGAGGACGCUUCGCUGGCGGCGAAGGUACUGUACGCACAGUUGAUAACCGCAAAGCGCUUGCCCCAGCUGGCGCCGUCUUCCUCCGAGGGAAAAAAAGUGAAACCAUCACCGGACAAGAAAAAAAAGAAAAAGAAGGACACGACCGGCGUCGCGACUGCGGGUCUUCAGGACCUUGCUGCAUCGUCCGGCGGAGAAAAGACUAUGUCUUCCUCAGAUGACGCAACGGGCUUCGAAAUCAUCGAGGUCCAGGACAGCCACCCGUUUGACCGGAUUGUCGUACGAGCAGUAUUGGGCCUCGCCGGGGAAGAUGCGGAGAACGACAUAAGAAGUACGCUGGCACCAGAGCAGCUGCAAGCGCUCGAGCAGUUUACAGAGACAGUGCUAGAGGCCGGCAAAGAGGUUAGGCGGGGAAGAACGACGUCGCCGGCAUCGGGCAGCAAACGCAAAGCCUCAGAAAGCCCGCUCGCCGGUGGGGCUGGAAAUGACGACGCAGUUGUUUUGUCCGUCGAUGCCGCAAGGAAGUGGGGGUCAAUUGCAGAUUUUUUCCAGCACUGCAUUGCACCAACGGCUGUAGCAGACCAGGUUAGGGAAAUUUUGUUGCGGUUUCCGCUAGUGCUUCUCGCGCGGGACCUGGAUCAAAUGCUUUUCAUUCACUGGCUGUGCGAUUCUGGCAAUACGGAGCUCGUAAGGUUUGUGCUCAGCGAAGAAAUGCUUCAGCCGGUAGUGGAGGUAUUGCAGCGGGCUUUUUCAUCAAACGACAAGUGCGCACAGAAUCCCUACACCGAUGCGAGGAGCGGAACUGCAGUCGCAGGGGCAGAGCCGGGCGCGGGGGGACUGGGACCGGUGUUUGCGGUUCCUAGCAGCCUUUUUGAGGAAAAAGACGUGUUAAGUGUUGACGUGCUGCGGAAAAUUAUGCUGAACCACCAGGACUGGGGCGCGGGUAACACCCCCUUGCAUUACGCGUUUGAUUGCGAGCAGGACGAAAUCAUAGAUCUUCUCUCCUCCGCACCGCAUGUAGGCUUGAUCGAUCAGACAGCGAGAAACAUGGACGGUCGCACACUCGAGAAGCUGUUGUCAGAGAGGUCGGCCGCGUAGCAGGCUCGAGUGGAAAUCGAAAGGUAAAGAAACAAAUCCUCAGAUAACAUUGCACCUGCAAAUAAACAGGCGUGAAUAAACGUGCAGCCCGCAAUCGGGGUCGUAUCGAUUCGCGUUUGAAACGAG